UACUAGAUUCAUGAGCCUUGCGCGAACAUUAUUACGCGCUAUUGUGUGCUGACACAGCCGUACACUCGGCAAUUGCAGCCAGCAGUGCGCCAGGUAGACAUCCGUGCACUCGUAAAGCAAAGCCCUAGCGCAUCGCCUGCAGCCUCGCCGCGCCUGCAUACUCGCACACCUUGCACCAGCGCCAAAAAACUGGGCGCGGCGGCUUCGCAGCAGCGGCGAGCGACAACAUGAUACUCCUGCAGUUCCUCGUCGAGCUCUCUCAAGGUAAAUACGAUGCGUCGUCUGUGAAAGACAAGCGACAGCUCGCGCGGGUAGCUUCCGUCGUGAAGGAGUGCUUCUUUGUCGUAGACCAAAGGACCCGUGACAGUGAUUAUGUCACCUGCGACAAAGCGGUUGUGAUUCGCCGCUUUGUCAAGGAAUUUUUAGAGGUUGCUUCCAAAAUGACGUGCGAGGAACGCGAGCAACUCAUCAUUGUACAAAUGGAUCGGAACGUAAAGUUAAUGCAAUCGUACCAAGAUGUCCUAGAGGCUGGUCGGAGCUUCGUGAGACUGCGACAAGAACUUAACGCCGAAUCUGAAAUGGUGAGAGCUGAAGCGGCGCGGGCCAAUGCUGAGUUACAAGAGGCGGAAGCUGAAGGGCAAGCGGCCGUCGAACGCGGCGCCCCGGAAUCGCCAGAGUAAAAACUACAGAUAAAA
Pelagomonas calceolata is the source of this 695-nucleotide messenger RNA. The record is from the annotation of a GenBank genome assembly. NCBI's taxonomy places the organism in Eukaryota, Pelagophyceae, Pelagomonadales, Pelagomonadaceae.